Messenger RNA from Exaiptasia diaphana, 9335 nucleotides. RefSeq lists its product as uncharacterized. Gene Ontology annotation, molecular function: calcium ion binding. Lineage: Eukaryota; Metazoa; Cnidaria; Anthozoa; Actiniaria; Aiptasiidae. The coding region runs from base 1 to 9045 and encodes 3014 amino acids. The record is from RefSeq and is a predicted model, not a curated record. Gene Ontology annotation, cellular component: membrane. The transcript has 2 exons.
AUGGUUGUUGUCCGGCAGAAAGGUCUUCUCUGUUUACUCGUCCUUAGCGCAUUUAUUACCAUUGGGGUAACAGGUCGUUUUCCAGGAAACGAGAGCAAUUCAUUACUUGAUCCGGUUUUUCUUAGUGAUGGCAACGAGAAAUUAAUCGGGGAAGCUAUUGACAGGGCCAUUGUACAAAAACAAAUAAGACAAGAAUGGGAACACUGGAAAAAGAAGCGGAUUACAGAAACACCAUCUAUCGGGAAUAAACCWAAAGAAAUCAGRUUUGAUKCUACGAAGAAUACCAAACUCAAAGAUAUUUUUCAUUAUUUGCAGCACUUUCCACUGCUAGAGAUUUACCCUGUUAAAUACACUAUACCUGUGGAUGGGAAAGAAGUUAAGCUAUUACUAACACAUGACACGAGAUCGGGCAGUUUUAACAAGUUUAGAGCCAAAUACCUGUAUCCAGAUCCUUCCGACCCAACAGGGCAAAGGGAACUACAAACUGACCUAGUCAAUCCGAAAGACAUCAUGCAAGAACUCAUUUCAAGUACGAAAGAYCAUGUAGAGCUGAGAAAUGCUAUUCAAUCUGCCAUUCCUGAAAUUUUAAAGCAGGGUAUCAAAGACAAAGACACUUUCAAAGACAAAUUGGAAGCUGAAAUCAAGAAAACGCAAGCCCAACAAGGUAAAAAACCUCACAUAUCAGRUGACAUCAGGACCAAGGCAUUCCGUCAUGCACUGGAAGCUAUGAUGUGUACCUCUGUGAUGAGAAGGCAACCAGAAACCUGGAUUUCAGARGUCAAUAAGAAAAUUCAAGCGACAAAUAAUGAUAUUUCAAUCAAAGMAGAAGUAAAAAAUCAAUGGGCGGAUUGGAAGACGAAUGGAUUGUUUACUGAAGUGGCUGCCACAGGUUCUGAUCCAAAAAUUGUUAUAUUUAAGAAAGGCUCAAAAGUCAGCGUCAACGAAAUCUUCCACAGCUUGCAGUAUUUCACUGAUCUCGAAGCAAUUCCAGAACGUACAAAAUAUUCUAUUCCAAUAGAUGGUAAGCGUUUCGWAUUGGAACUGGCACCAGAUGGCUCUGGAGGCUUUACCGCGAAUAGCAUGCGUAGAGAUCCUAACAAUAWUCAGAAUGAACACUCAACUGAUCUCUCCAAAAUAAAGCCUAUCGUGGAUGCUCUCGAUUACAAUACUGGCAAACAUUUUGAAAUUCAAGUUGCAAUURMAAGCUCAUUUAAUCGUAUAUUCAAUUUUCCCGAAAACCAUGUUMAUUGGAGGAAAAAUAACUUCGAACACGUUCUGUCCGAACAAACGGCCAUAUCAAGAGUCACAAUUCCAAGAGAYGARCAGAAAAGAUCUUUUCGGGAAGCAGUAGAGCUGGUUGCAGCAUCUACUAUCCUUAAGAAGAAKMUGCCAACAGGUCAUUUUAUUGAAAAAAUGGUUGAUGAAAAAAUAAAACCUGWAAUGAAAAAGAUUGACGAAAAAUUUAAAGCGGAGUCUGUGAAGAAGACAUGGAAAGGUCUGAAAUCAAAAGCAUUCAKUGAAGAUUCGACUAAAAUCCCMAAAACUGUGACUUUUAAAGACGACGCGGAUAUAUCUGUAAAAGAAAUUUUCCAAUAYUUGCGAUACUUUCCACAUCUUGAGAAUGCUCCUGUGAUUUAUAAAAUUCCUGUUGAUGGACAAGAAAUAAAUCUAAAAUUAGAGCCUGAUGGUACUGGAAAGUUUACAGCAAAAUAUAUUCAUCAAGAUCAAAAUGGAAAGACUCUUGAAACAGACCUCUCUAAACCCGAUGACUUUAUUCAUGAUCUUAUUUCUAGCACCGAACCAAGAAAAGARUUAAGGGAAGCACUUGAAUCRGCUUUGCCGAAAAUUUUWWAAAAAAAUYUAAAGAGCAAAGACACUUUCAAUAACGCAGUAAAAAAGAAAAUUGGUACUGGUCAAAUUCCAGACGACGUAAAGAACAAGGCAUUUAGACAGUCAAUGGAAACUAUGGCUUCUUCAGUGAUCUUGGGAAAUGAGCCAGAAACUUGGAUUAAUGRUUUGAAUAAAGAAAUGGAAAAAACAAGAAAUGAAGUGGAAGAUGCAUUUAAUGAGAGGAUCAAGAACAACCAAAAUACACUGUUAAAAUUCGAAUUAGCAGCAAGUACGUUGAGGACUACAGAAGAAGCAAARGCAAAAUGGGCAUACUUAGUAGCCGAAGGCUUUAUASAGGAAAAGUUUGAUUCCARUAAUAGAGUUACAGAAAUCAAAUUUAAUGAGAACGCUCCUCUUACAAUCAAGGGAACUUUUAAACUUCUGCAACACUUCAAUCAGCUGUACCCAAACCAAGGUUAUACUAAAGCACAACUAAAAAUACCAAUUGGUGGUGAGGAGCGAACUGUGUACAUAUCCAAAAGUAAUGAGGACCUAAGAGGCAAAGAGCAAGUAACUAUUGARGGAAAAAAUAWACACUGGCAAKGGACAAGARAGAUAUCAACAGACAGYAAGGGCAAGCUUAAAACAGACAACMAGYWCAUAUCWACAAGUUAUGAUGAGAUAAUUCAURAUAGGGCGUUAAAAAAUUUUCCUGAUACAAAGCAUCUUGCCGAUGUCAUGCUAGAAUCCAUACAUGGAAAACUGAAUGAGCARCCAAAUUUUGACACUAAACUUGAGAUUAAAGACAGCCGAGGUCGAAGAAAAAACACAAAGACAUUAGACACUAUAAGAGGUACUGUGGAGUUUAUGWUGAUAUCCAUGAUUGGGGAGGCCGCUCAUAUUCCAGAAUAUGUUGAAAGUKCAUUCAAAGAAAAGCUUGCYAAUAGAAUUAAGAGAAAGCGUGARUUUCCUAAAGCCARAGAWAUGCCAAGUCUUGAACAUUUAGGCAGAGACGCAGCUGGKRASACAAUCAAAGCUGGAAGAAGCCCAACUGCAGAUGAGGUGGUCAUUAAGCUAUUAAAUGAAAUGAAGUCAAGUGGAAUUCGUUUCGACCUUCARUUUSAAAGCAGUUCRRAUAAAUUUCCUUUCAUGGAUAAAGWUGGUGGUACRAAAAAGGGAAGACUUUUUUUAUUUGACAAAGGAGAUCAACCGAUACCAUCUAGUAUAGCACAGGAACGUGCUGCCACAGAUGACGUAGGAAGUACUAUGGCAAAAAGAGCAAGGAUAUCAUGCACAGGAUCAAGCAAACGAAAGAAAAGAGAUAUCUGCUCACUAGARCAAAUUGAUAAAAAUAUGAUAGUCGAUGAAAGUUCAAUCAAAGUUGAAGACACCAAAGUUGCCCUUGAUAUCGUCGAUCGUCGGGAUGCUACUAAGCGCAAACAUUUAGAAAUUAAGAUUUCCCCAGACGAGCUUGCAACGAGUAAACUUGUCAARCAAAGGCUUGCCGAGUCAAAGAGAACUGACGURAGUCAAAAAUAUGCAAAAAUCAAUAGAGGGCUGGCCGUACAUGGAAUGGUGUUUUCAGCAAUAGGAGCCAUCGAUUAUUUYAAAAGGGGAGACAAUGUUCGCGGAGGAAUUGCAGUUUCUCAAUCUCUUCAUAGCCUUGGAGGACUAACCGGUUUCAAUAAGAUAGCAUCUAGUGCUGCUAAACAGGCAUUGCGUCACUCAGCUUUCAAAAUUGCUAAAGGCUUAAAAAUGGAAAAAGGCUUAGCUCGAUUUUCAUCUAAGGUAGAGAAAUUCAUGGAAAAAGGUGUUGGACGYCUUAUGGGUGACCUUCCAGGCGUUGGUCUUGCCUUUGAUAUAUACUUUAUCAAAGAAGAUAUUGACGMAUUAUCAAMACUUGACCUAAACAACCCUGAAGAUGUUAAGAUGUUGCCUUUACGUGUCGUUGAUCUUGUCCUUGAUGUUGAUACAACAGUGUUAAAUCUCAUUGGCACAUUUUGUCCAGCAGCGGAAGUCAUAACGGAGCCACUUAUAAUUGUUCUCUCAAUYGUUCGAAUGGCUAUUGACGACUUUUACGUUGACAUUAUGGAAGAGAUGGAUAAGGUCAAUUGGAACAGUCCUUGGGCUGGUUUUGAGUUUAUUGGAGCUUUGUUUAAAGGAAUUAUUGAAGGAGCUGUUGACUUUUUAACUGGUGGUCUAAGAAAACAAAUGGAAAACUACUCCAAACAAGAAAAACAAGAUCAAAAAUUCAUUUCAUCCUUGAAAGAYGUCACAAACUAUUUUACAAUUACGGGCAAUAAAGCAAAUCAAAAAACAAUUGACUUUACUAAAGGAAAAUUGGCACAGUUUGGUGGAUUUAUCAAUUUUAGAUUAAACAACGAUGGCACUGCUCAUCUUGAAGUUGGCGAUGUAACUGGAAAGCAUGAAACAAUCAAAAGGACAUUUAAAAUAGGGGAUGAUGUCAAUGACAUUGUUCUCGGCAUCGGGGAAUCGCGGAAGUUUGUGUACGAAACAAAAACCGCAAAACUGUGGAUGUUUAUUCCAGUAAAAAACUAUAARGUUAUCAAGGGUGCAGAUCUCCGAGCUUCCUCGCUGUAUGGUAUAUACUAUGGGAAUGAYGARAGCAAUAAAUUUUAUGCUGUACAAGGUAAUCACACGGAAAAAGRAAAUGAUCAAAUUCAGCAAGACUAUGGCAAAUUCAACAUUAAUUUUGCUACCGGUCACUACCAUUACGACCUAUAUGGUCGUGGUGGAUCUGAUACCUUUUUCCUUGGACCACAACUUUCUCACGUUACUGGAGGACUUGGUAGGGACGUCUACAUUGUUCAGUCUUAUGGCGGAAACACUGUCAUUGAUAACUUUUCCGAAGAUAAAGAAAGGGAUAUGGUUAUCAUAAAUGUUCAAUUUAAGGAAAUAAGCUGCCAUAAGAAUAAUGUAGAUCUGCAUAUCUUAUAUAAGAAAACCCAUCAUAUCCGUAUCACUAACUGGUUUGUACCUGGAAGUCCCAMAUACUAUAGGCACAUAUCAUUCAAGAGCAUUGACGGAAUAAUAUUUUUAGCUAAAGAUUAUCUAUCGGAAGUCAAAUGURCUCCAAUAGCAAUAGAAAAGUCAGGCAAAACUAACGGAGAAGACAUUUCUUUAGAGCAGAAAGACUUCUURCAAGUUAAACAGGUUGUUGGCACACAAGGCGAUGACACAAUUCAUGGAAAUGACCUCAAUAAUAUCUUAGACGGUGGAAAAGGUGAYGACCWCUUGAUGGGCGGAAGAAAUGAAGAUACCUACAUCAUUAGAGCGAMUGAGGGGUGUGACAGAAUCAACAAUAAUGCGGACGAUUACAAGACAACAACUGAUGUUAUUGUAUUCGACGUUCCUUAUGAAAGAAUUGCCCUCAAAAUAUCUGGAAACGAYCUUCUAGUUUUCGACACCAAUGCACAAUUUAAAAGAUCAUCGUGCUUUACCAUCGAAAAAUGGAUGCUGGGAGAACAAUACCGACACCUGAUCUUGACGUCAUCGGAUCAUGUUGUGUUCAARAUCAAGCAGGAAAAAAAUAAGCAUACAAARUUUCCCAUGGUGCUUGAUUAUUCUAGUUCCCCCAAGGGAGUUAAGGUYGACCUACGAAGGAAGCCACGCAAAGGAUAUAUUAAUGAGAAAGGAUUUGAUCAAGUCGCAACUAUUUCUGACUCUAAACAUUCAGAUCACUUAUUAGGCAACAAACAAUCAAAUUUCCUUAGCUGCACUGGUGGCAAAGACUAUCUUGUAGGAUAUGGAGGAAGUGAUAACUACAUCGUGAAAAAAUCAUGCAAACUGGCAGUGAUUAUUAAUUGGGACUCCGGUAAAAAGGUGGAUCUCUUGCUCUUGGACUAUAAUUUUCAGGAAUUAAGAGGAAAAAAGYACCAUCAUGAUUUUUAYAUAWACUAUGACGUCGUCCAUCCCAAAGUCAUCUUAAAGCACUGGUAUUCGGGUACAAGAUUUCAGCAUCUCUGGAUGCGCACAAGGGACGGGAUUACUGUAAAAAUUAGUAACACUACAAACGCUUUGAUUCCAGUAGAGAUAUCAAAAGAUCCUGUGGAAUGCCAAUGCAAGSAAACAGAUUGUCAGAGAACUGUCAUCCAAUACGAUCUAAACGAAGAUCCUUGGAAACAUGUAACACGUUUCCAGCUUAAUUCAAGCUAUUGCAGCUACAGAAUCAAAGGCAAUGAUUUGAAUAAUUACAUUGAUCCUGGUUCUGGUAAUGGUUACAAUUUUCAACAUCUCGAGGGACGAGGGGGCGCAGAUACGUAUGUUUUAAAACAUGGUUACGGAGAGUUCAACAUCAUAAACAACUAUGCCAAAGAUAAAAAGAAAGAUACUCUAAAACUUGGUUUAGAACUAAAUGAUAUCCAAWUUUUUUUUCAUGGAAGUUUUGAUGUAAUGCUAACUUCCAAAGCUAGACCAAGUUCACUGGCUGUUAGAUUGAAUAAUUACUUCCUAGGUUCAGAAUACCAGCACCUUCAAGUGAUCACAAGUGAUCAGGUCACUUUUGAAAUAAAAAAAGAAGAUCCUUUCAUGAAGAUAAUCACCUUAGAUUUGUCAAGRUUUGAUUCCCCUCAAUCUUUAUCGUCGAAAGAAAUGCAACUUGCAUCCCAGGCUCAGACGUUGCAAGGUGUAGAUGAUUUCUCUAACACAAUCAAUGGUACUGCAUCUUCAAAAGARAUUGAUGGUGGAUCAAAGGAUGACAUAAUCUCUGGUGGACCUGCCGAUAACAUCAUCGAUGGUAAAGGAGGAAACGACAAAAUAUCUGGGAACGAAGGAGAUGACAUCUUAUUUGGAGGAGAUGGAGAUGACACUAUCAAUGGAGGAGAUGGAAACGAUUACAUUUAUGGUGGAGAUGGAAAAGAUUCAAUAGAUGGCGGCCCUGGAGAUGACACAAUGGUUUUUAAAGGAGAUAGUUUUGAAAAGAAAGGAGUYUAUGUUGAUUUGUCAGGAGGGUUUGGAAAGAAUACAGAUGCCGAAGGAGAUACCUACAAAAAUGUUGAAAAUGUCUAUGGAACUAUACAGAAUGAUAUUCUCAUUGGAUCGGAUAGCGACAAUAAUCUUUAUGGUGGUAGUGGCGAAGAUGUUAUUAUUGCCAAGGGAGGCAGUGACAAACUAGUUGGAGGAGAUGGUAGUGACAGAUAUAUACUCGAUGACGCUUAUGGUGUAAAAAUCAUCGACAAUUACUCAGAAGACAAACAAAAAGACACUCUAUCUCUGUCAAAUAUAGAUUCCAACGACAUUUGCAUAUUUCUAGUYGGAAAUGACCUSCAUUUGACUAUAGAGAGGACUUCRCUUAGUAAUGCCCUUUAUGAUUCAAACGAUCUGACRGUUAUUAUCCAGAACUGGAAUGCGAGACAUCAACACAGGCACUUAAAUAUUUUAUUCAAGAACACUUACUGGCCAAAUCACAUACUGRCAUUAGUACGAGAGGACCCAAAUAGGUUYCGACAACUGGGGCCUAUAGUUCGCCAUGUUGGAACAKACCCUACCUUCAAAUUUAUGCCAGGAAAUCCAAACAACGGUGUUGGCCUGUCAUGGAAGCCCAUUGCACCUCUUCUUCUCGACGAGAAAACUCAACUGUCUUUAUUUCACGUUGAUAUCGACAAUCCGAAGAAUAUCGGAACUACAGAGAUCGCAGGUAAUGCUGUUGACCGAGGUCAGUGGGUUGAUACUUCUCAAAAACUACUCAAAAARGAUAAACACUACAUGCUUGCUUUGUUCCUGAAAUAUUGCUCAAAGGUAGUCGCUUCGUCAUACUCUUUGACAUAUUACGGUCAGAAGAAAUCAUGUUCACAAAUAAGUGUUGAGAACUCUAUGGUCAUUUAUAAACCCCAAGGAUCGUAUUUACAUGGAACAAAGGCUASCCUGAUAUGCAAGAAAGGUUAUAAGCUUAAUAGUAACGAGGUGGCAUACAAGCAGACAUGUCUAGAUGGGAAAUGGCAUCCACAACACCCAACAUGUGUUCUUGAGAUUAGGUGCCCGAGAAGCAACGACCUCACGAAUGGCGUGGUUACAUUUCAAAGAACAGUAGAUGGUUCUGAUAUMGCGCAUUAUUCUUGCGACAAAGGAUUCAAAUUACAAGGAUCACCAAUGCUUCAGUGCAAAGAUAAAGGAAUGUGGUCAGGCGAGAAACCAACAUGCCAAAGAAUGAGUUGUCUUAGGAUACCAAAAGUUAAAAAUGGAAUCGUAACAGAAUGUAAAAGGAUCAGUGAUGAGUAUGGUACAAUGGAGGAGCCCAAGCAAGAUUUCUGUGUCAAAAUAACAUGUAACCCAAAUUACAUCGAAGAAUUUAAAGUUAACGAUCUUGCUACAACGUUUAAGAUAUAUAUAGAACUAGCGAAAAAGCUAAAAGGUCAAUGGUUCUGCAGGAAUGAGAAGUGGAAGGGAGCAGGAGAGCCUAAAUGUGUACCUAGUGUAAGACUGAAUAAACGGGUUUCUAGCUGGCAUGUAGAUCGAGGCAUAUUGCAGCAGUGGGAUGAUUCAAAAAAUCAAUGGAUAGAUAGUCUCAGUGAUGAUACAKGCAUAUACAAACUUGCUUGUUCGAACUCUGUGGGUAUGGAUGAUUACAAUGGCACACCGAAAGUUGUAAGGAAGARCAAUCAACUGGAAGUAUCAUGCCCUAAGAUUCGUUUUGUGGACAAAAUAACRCCGUAUGAAGGGUCUCUUGAAGUUCUGGUUAACAAGAUGUGGCAACCGACAUGUUUAUUGGCUGCARCAGAGGAUGCACAAAAUACACAAAAGCUCAAAUCCGCCUACCAAAYGAUGUGUAAGGAUCUUGGUGUGGAUGCUCAUGAUCCAGGCAUCGCUUAUAUAGGWCAUGGUGCAACUAAUCAAGUUAUGAUGUGUAAAAAAAGUUUCACAAACAUCAAYGAUUGUAUGGUAAAGCCACAUCCGAUGACGGACUGCAUCUACAAGCUACAAUGCCGAAGAAGAUGUGACAAUUCUUAUCCUGUCCCCAAUGCCGAGACRGUAUGCRACGGGAAGUUUGAAGAUGAUCAGUGUGAAGUAAGAUGCAAGCUUGGUUUCAGACUUGCUGGCUCUCGUACAGUGUACUGUAAGAAAGGAGUAUGGUCGAAAUCGAACGGGGAAAUAGCAACUUCCAGGUGUGAUCAGGACCAUGAAGAGACUCACAAGGAAACGAAUGACGUUCUUGAAGAAGUGCUGGAGUCARUCAGCCCGUUCAGCAUCCUCGGGUAGAGGACUAUUCAAAGCCUGCAUGCUGAUUUUAGACCAGAGCCUGUAGAACAAAUACUAAACAGUUUACUGUCAGCAGUCAAGGACCCAAACUAUGGAUUUUUUGCACUUUCARUCAAAAUCUGCGUUUUCUUUGAAAAGUUUCAAAACUAUUUCUUACACUUUAUUGACUUGUGCUUCUCCAUUUUUGCCAUAUACAUUAUAAUUAUUAUUAUUAUUGCUAUAAUUACGAUGAUCUUAUACAUAUAUCUUGAUGUGACUUAUUAUAAAACUCUUGCAUACUCAUUAUGUGA